CGUGCCGCAGUCCCGUUCCGAAUUCCACUCGCGUUGUUGCCGCCGCCGUCGAGGAAAAUUGGAAACGGAAAGGAAACGAAAUUGAAACGAUAUGACCGACGUCGCCAGCCAGCAGGGGAUCACGCACAUUAAAUGGAACAAUUAUCAAAGCCACCUGUCCGACGUCGUGCGAGAUCUCCUCGCGGACAAUUGCAUGGUCGAUGUCACGCUGUGCGCGGCUGGCCAGCGAAUCCAGGCGCAUCGCAUCGUGCUGUGCGCGUGCAGCACUCUGUUCCAUGAACUCCUCAGUCAAGUGACAGAAGAUUAUUCGACGAUUAUUUUGAGCGAUAUAUCUCCUCGGGAUAUCCAAUCAAUUAUCCAAUUCAUGUACCAUGGUGAGGUCCGGGUGCCUGUGGAAGAUAUCAGCAGCUUACUCGAGGCUGCACGAUUGCUGAAGAUAAGCGGUCUUAUUGAUAUAGAUGAAGUCGUGGAGAGUGAAACUACUAUAAACAGAAAAGAGUCUGCCGAAGAAACCGCUGCAGGGAUAGACGAAAGUGAAGAAGGUACUUCUGGGGCUCUCGACAAGGAUCUACAGGAGCAAGCCGGCGCCGAGAGUUGUGUCCUGAAUAAGAAGAAGAAACGUCGUCGCGAUAUUGCAAAGAGGGAUUACAACGACGAUAUGCUGGCAUCUGCGAUUAACGAUUUAAAAUUGGGACAGACUUUAAUAGAGACUGCCACUAAGUAUAAUAUACCACGCUCAACAUUGUACAUGCGGGCGAAGGCAUUGGGCAUACACUUAAAUGCAUCGAGAAACGGAUAUCCUGUGGAAUGUAUGAACGCAGCGAUAACUGCCGUGAUCGGUGGCUCAAGCUUGCAGCAUGCAUCAGAGAUGUUCCGAAUUCCCAAAACUGUAUUGUGGAGACGUAUGCAAAAGGAGGGCUACCAGAUCUUGCGUCCCGAAAUGAAGAGAUCGUACGCCCUAGGCACGAGAGAGGCUGCUGUUAAAGCUCUGGAAAGGGGAGAGAAUCUGACAAAAGUUGCAUUGGAAUUUAAGAUACCGAAGACAACGUUGUUCAGGGACAAGGCGCGACUGGUGGACGAAGGUAAAUUGCCACUGUCGUUUUGGAAGAAGCGCAAAACCGAGAAUGAGGAAUUGAAGAAAUCGCGAUUGGAGGAGGCUGUGGCCGCCUGCAAGGGUGGUAGAAUGUCGCAGGCUGCGGCAUCGAUGACGUAUCACAUUCCGAAAACUACCAUAUGGCGGAAACUUCAGCAGGAUGGGAAAAAGGUGGAGAGAUCGACGAGUGUGAAGAAGCAACAACGGCUGAUGGAGCCGAUACACAACACGGAAGUUAAACCGCAAGAAAGUUCCAAUUUUAACUAUUGCGAGGUCUCAUCGGAAAUACCUAUAACGUACAUAAAUGAAAAUAGCAUACCCGAAGAUUCCGUGAUAAUCUUAACAACGGAUGAAAUAGACGAGUUAAACUUGGAAGAAGGGAGACAGAUAAUUGUAAAUUCGGAAUCUGGACAAGAAUACGUUCCAUGUACAAUAAGCAUCGAAGAUAAUUCUAACUAUCUGAAAGCUGAGAGUUAAUGGUACAAGUACAAUGUAUUAGAAUAAUUUAAUUAUAUGUGUAUAGUGUACAAAUGUGUGUGUAUAUGUAUAUAAAUAAUAUAUACUCUUUAGAGAAUUUUAUUAUAUUAAUAUGUUUCAUUAUAUUAUUUUCUUUUUAUUGAAUAUUUAAGAUGGAGAGGUAACAUAAGGA
Ooceraea biroi (clonal raider ant) is the source of this 1742-nucleotide messenger RNA. RefSeq lists its product as uncharacterized. The record is from RefSeq and is a predicted model, not a curated record. NCBI's taxonomy places the organism in Eukaryota, Metazoa, Arthropoda, Insecta, Hymenoptera, Formicidae. Gene Ontology annotation, molecular function: protein binding; DNA binding. Gene Ontology annotation, cellular component: nucleus. Gene Ontology annotation, biological process: regulation of transcription by RNA polymerase II.